GGAGCGGGCUGCAGUGCAGGAUGAGAGGUCUGCUGUGCUCCACCAAGUGUGAGAGCAGGAAGACAUAUCAGCUGACAGGCGGCCCUCCCUUCGGGGGACAGAAACAGACACCCUCGCGCCUCUCAACCUGGAAACUGGAGGCUGGGGACGGCUCACUUCUGCCGUGCGUACAGUGCGCCUCCUUUCCAGAACUCUCCACUUCUCACUUUCUCCCGGAGAUCCAGCACGAGCCUGUCGUCUCUCUGAGCAACUUGGGAAAACUUUGGCCCCCGGAUUACUGCCGCUGAACCUGUCGGUGUCUCCAUGCGGGGAGCGCAGUGAGCAUCGUGCGCUCUGCUGCGGGGACUGGAAACAGCCUCGGUGUGUUAAUAUUCAAACUCCUGCAAAGUCUCUCAAAGUCCAGGGGCCACUGCAGCGAAGAUGCCAGUCCGGAGGGGCCAUGUGGCUCCGCAGAACACCUUCCUGGACACCAUCAUCAGGAAAUUCGACAGUCAAAGUCGUAAGUUCGUCAUAGCCAACGCAAGAGUGGAGAACUGCGCCAUCAUCUUCUGCAACGAUGGCUUCUGCCACUUGUGCGGUUACUCACGUGCUGAGAUCAUGCAGAAGCCAUGCACGUGUAACUUCCUGUACGGACCCGAGACCAAGCGACUGGCCAUCGCCCAGAUGGCACAAGCCCUGCUGGGGUCGGAGGAGAGGAAAGUGGAGAUCAACCUUUACCGCAAAGAUGGUCACUGCUUGCUGUGUAUGGUGGAUGUGGUGCCAGUGAAGAACGAGGAUGGCGUGGUGAUCAUGUUUAUCCUCAACUUUGAGGUCAUGACAGAAGAUACAUUCCAAGACCACAAAGAGGAGCUCAACCACCGCCUGCCCACCUGGCUUGUCACAGGUCGUCCACGAGGCUUCAAGCUGCGUCUUCCUCUGCUGCGCUCCCUGUCCAAUAGUAAAGCGUCUCUGGACGACACAGAGGCCGGUCACAUCCCCACUGCUACACCGCUGCCGUUGCACCCAGACCACCACAGUCACGAGUCCCUAGGCCCGGGGGAGUUUCUGCCCCUUCCCCCUUUACCACCAGACCACCAGGAACAAAUCACUGGAAGCAGGUUAGCGCUACAGAGUUGGCCGGAAGACCGCCGGGAGGACCAGCGCACCUUACUGAGCAGUGACCCUCCUGUACCACCUCCACCUCCUCCUCCGCACAGAACCCACCUGGUGGGUCCCCUCGCCCAGUCGUCACCCUGCGUAGCACCUCACCACCGCCUCAGCCUCAACCCAGAGGGCUCAGGCUCCAACUGCUCCAUGUCGCACAGCCGCUCGCGGGAGAGCUUCCACAGUAUGCGUCGCGCCUCCUCCGUAGACGAGAUCGAGGCCAUGAGGCCCGACUGGGACCGAAAGAACCGGAGAGCGAGUAUCCGGCCGGGCAGCAGCAGCACCGGCGCGGUAAACAGCAAGUCCAACAUAUUGAACUCUACAUCGGACUCCGACCUCAUGCGGUACCGAACCAUUUCCAAAAUCCCUCAGAUAACCCUCAACUUUGUGGAUUUCAAACCUGACCCUCUCAUCGCCCUGCCCACCGGGGAGAUGGACAUCAUAGCUCCCUGCAAACUCAUCGACCGGACCCACAACGUCACAGAGAAAGUCACACAGGUGCUGUCUCUGGGUGCAGAUGUUUUGCCAGAGUACAAACUCCAGGCUCCUCGCAUCCACAAGUGGACGGUGUUGCACUACAGCCCCUUCAAGGCGGUGUGGGACUGGCUCAUCCUGCUGCUGGUCAUCUACACCGCCAUCCUGACACCCUACUCAGCCGCGUUCCUCCUCAAUGACCAGGAAGAGGUAGCCAUGCAGAACUGUGGUUACUCCUGCUCUCCUCUCAAUGUGGUGGACCUCAUAGUGGAUAUCAUGUUCAUUAUUGACAUCCUUAUCAACUUCAGGACAACAUAUGUGAACUCUAAUGAUGAGGUGGUGAGCCACCCGGUGCGUAUCGCCGUGCACUACUUCAAAGGCUGGUUCCUCAUCGACAUGGUGGCUGCUAUUCCCUUUGACCUGCUCAUCUACCGCAACGGAGAGGAGACCACCACUUUGAUUGGUCUGCUGAAAACUGCACGUCUCCUGCGAUUGGUGCGUGUGGCCAGGAAGCUGGACCGCUACUCGGAGUACGGCGCAGCUGUCCUCUUCCUCCUCAUGUGCACCUUCGCCCUCAUCGCUCACUGGCUGGCCUGCAUCUGGUAUGCCAUCGGUAGCGUAGAGAGGAAUGGUUCGAUUGGCUGGCUUCACACGCUGGGGGACCAACUGGGAAAACACUUCAACGACUCCAUCCCAGGUUCGGGACCCUCCAUCAAAGACAAGUAUGUCACAGCUCUGUACUUCACCUUCAGCAGUCUGACCAGUGUGGGAUUUGGAAAUGUGUCGCCAAACACUAACUCUGAGAAGAUCUUCUCCAUCUGCGUCAUGCUUAUAGGAUCUCUGAUGUACGCCAGCAUCUUUGGGAAUGUGUCAGCCAUCAUCCAGCGGCUGUAUUCGGGGACGGCCCGCUACCACACCCAGAUGCUGAGAGUCAGGGAGUUCAUCCGCUUCCACCAGAUCCCCAACCCACUCAGGCAGAGGCUGGAGGAGUAUUUCCAACACGCCUGGUCCUACACCAACGGGAUCGACAUGAAUGCUGAUGAUUGGAAGACUUUGUCUCAGCAUGCAUGGUCCGACACCCUCAGAGAAAAUAGGAAUGAUGUGCUGAAAGGUUUCCCAGAGUGUCUUCAGGCGGAUAUCUGCCUCCAUCUGAACCGGACGCUGCUGCAGAACUGUAAGGCUUUUACAGGCUCCACCAAGGGCUGCCUCAGGGCAUUGGCCAUGAAGUUCAAGACCACCCACGCACCCCCUGGCGACACGCUGGUCCACGCUGGGGACGUCCUCACUGCCCUCUACUUCAUAUCCAGGGGAUCCAUAGAGAUACUGAGAGGAGACGUGGUGGUAGCCAUCUUGGGUAAGAAUGACAUCUUUGGCGAGCCUAUCAACCUGUAUUCCCGACCGGGUAAAUCCAACGCUGAUGUAAGGGCUCUAACCUACUGCGACCUCCACAAGAUCUUAAGAGAAGAUGUUCUGGAGGUGCUGGACAUGUAUCCUGAAUUCGCAGACAACUUCUGGAACAACCUGGAAAUCACCUUCAACCUCCGAGAUACCAACAUGAUCCCAGGCUCUCCAAGCAGCGAUGACUCCAACUGUGGGGGAUUCAACAAAUUACGCAGACGGAAGUUAUCGUUCCGAAGACGUACAGAAAAAGAUGAUGCAGAUGCUGGCGAAAUUAAAAAAUCCCAUAAGUCUGUGAGACGAAGACAGAGGGAAGCAGCCAACAACCAAAAACAGGAGAAGGCAACUAAGCAUCAGUGGGAGGCACAUCGAAGCUCAGUGUCCUCAAACUCCAGUGGUGAUGAGGGGGAGGAGUCAGUUGGGACCAGACUCGCCCCUCCACCGGUGAUGCUGGAGAGCCCACAGGCUCAGGUCAAGCCCAUGAGCUUCAACGAGAACACUGAGGGUGACGGAGACCCCAAGACUGGGAACACGUGCAACGCCCUGUCAGGUGCAUUCUCAGGUGUGUCCAACAUCUUUAGUUUCUGGGGGGAGAGUCGGGGGGGCGGUCAGUACCAGGAGGUUCCCAGCUGCAGCCUGGCCUCCCCACCGCCACUCAACGCGCCGCUGCACAGCCUGAGCCGACAGCAACGCAACCAGCUGGACACUCGCCUGGACCUGCUGCAGAAACAGCUCAACAGGUUGGAGAGUCGCAUGUCGACAGACAUCGGAGCAAUCAUGCAGCUGCUGCAGAGACAGAUGGCCCUGGUUCCUCCUGCCUACAGCGCCGUUUCAUCACCACCUCAGGCCUCACCCUACCCUGCUCCCGGCCCAGGACCAGGUCCAGAGGAGAGACUGGUCCAGCCUGUUACACCUCUGGAGACAGACACCCUGGCCUCCCUAUCACAGAUCUUGGAUUCCCAGGACUUUGAGGAGUUCCCAGCCAAGCCUCUUGACUCCCUGCAGCCCCAGGACUUCACACUGAUCAACACCGGCCAGGGCCAGCUUGCCCCCUCUGGACUAGAGAGCCUGGGGCAGCAUCUGGAGCUGGAGCUGGGCCUGGGGACUGGGCCUGGUGUCAUUUCAGGGCCAGCAGUGGGUUCAGGUUUAGGAUUAGAUUUAGGGAGCAGGGCAGCUGUUGGAUCUGGCGUAGGAGCAGGGUUAGACUUUGUUUCAGGGUUGUGUAUGGGGGCUGGGGUUGGGCCAGCGGCUGGAACAGGGGUAUCAUCCCUAGACCCUGAAACCCAAAGGAGGCGGUCCCUCCAAGAACCACAGACACCUCUGGACUCACGGACACCACAGAGACACGGCUCCGACCCAGGGGGGAGCUAAGGAAAAGGUGAAGGCGGAUGGAAGGAGGGAUACAGAGAGAGAAUGAGAGUGAUCCUGCUGUCCCUCAUGGCACUUACUGUACCUACUACCAAAACCCUUUGGGGAACCCAGCUACUGUAUCUUUCACCUUUGACCUCUCGAGAAAGGACACACAGCUCAGAGAGAGUGAUGCCAGGCCUCUCUCUGUCUCUCUCUUCCACAAGUCCACCACCCCCCCUCUCCUCAUAAAACAUCUGGAGCUUUCUGAACUCCACAACGGUACAACCUUUAACCAAAACCACAAACAGAGCAGAGAGAAGCUCUGCCUCUAAAUGAACACAUUCCAGGUCAACCCUGACUGAUCUGGUCUGCCUCUCAGUCAUCUUCUGAGGAUGACACAUCUUCACACACACUUAAGUGACUGCUAACCUGUAGAAGAAUCCCUUUACUGCUGUAUCCAGUGUUGGAUGACUGACGAGAACAAGAAAAGACAACAACGGACAGAAUAAUGACGAACAAGUAGCCAUUUACGUCUUGCACUGAAAAUCCUAUUGAUAUAAUGAUUAUUCUAUUCUCUAUGUCCGUGGCGCUUCCGAUAAACUCACAAACUGGUUGGUGAAGUGUAGUGUUAGCUGGCCUAACAGGAAACCUGCCGUCCUUCUAUUGGUUCCCUCCCCCUGAUGCCCCGCCCUCAGAGGCGGAGCUGAGGCUCCCCCCUUCCCAAGAGCACACUGGAUUGGCUGGUUUGCACCUCAGGGGUGGGAACUGGAGGGUUAAAAGCCAUGAAUUUUCUCGAUGAACAUAUCAGCUGCCCUAUCAUAAACAUUGUACAGAUUUGCUAGUGAGUGAAGAACAUAUGGCAUGCUCAGGCAGUGUCGCAAACAGGUAAACUGGCAAACUUACAAGUUUACCACGAGAACAGUGCACCAAAACAGCAAACUAUAAAUAUUUAAAGAAGCAGGAAACCCCAGCUUACUAAUUCCACAAGCUAUGAGUUGUGACCUUACAGAGAAACAGAGAAGUUGUGUUUGAUUAUCAAAGUGAUGAAGUCUGCUUUGAUUUCAAAAGAAAAAAAAAAAGCUUGAGUGAUUCUAGUUUAUCAUAGUUGAAUUUGCUACCUCAGAUUUUAUUGGUCCUUACUUUUUUCACCUGAGCAAGCACCCACAAUGCUUUUACCUUGUACAUAGCAGUUUGUCGUGUGAUACGUAAAUAUACAAGUUUGCCAGUUUACAGUGACCAGCCGAAUGCGCCAUUAUUCUAUGUACGGUACAAUAUGCAAACACUGGCGAGAAGAGAUGAGUGAUUGCGCUUUAAUCUUAUUAUGUGUGUGAUAAGUUCAGGUCCAAAGCUUUUACUGUGUGUGUUUGUCCUUGUCUUUUGGGGUUUCUUUUUUCUUUUUUUCUUUUUUUUGUCUUUCAGGCUGCAGAGCAUGGCGUUUGCUUUCACACGCUGUAGAGGAUCACUGGAUUCUAAUAUUUAGGACAAAUUUAUUUUCUUGGCCCCAAAAAGUGAUUUUAAUGACUUGUUUAAACAGGCAUAUGACAGAUUCAGUGUUUGUGUUUUGAAUCUAUACAGCACAAAUAAAAAACCUGUACAAUGUAGGUUUUAGUAUACUUAGGAGGUCAUCCAGAAUUUUCACUUCUCCAGCAGCGAUCCCAGGAAGAAGAAACUGUACUCGAGCACCAAUCUUUCUGGUAAAACUUAUAAUAAGUGUUAAUUUAAUCUAAUUACCUCCAAUUUUGAAGUCCCUAGAUACACAUCUGAUCCUUGUCAUGUCAUGUUAGCAGACCACCAACACACUAACACAGAUUCUCUGAGGUAUGAAGAUGCACAGAUGGUGAGUACUUCACCAGCCUAGUUAAAGGAAGGUAGAGUGUACAAGGGAUUUUUGAAACUGUGAACGUCUUUGGUCCAGGCCUCCACUUUCAUCUUCCUACGUGAUAUGAUAUCACUUCAGUGCAUGUCAAGGAAAUGGCAACUUAAUAUAGUGAAUGAUAUGAUUUCCUUUGUUCAUGAAUGUUCUUUGGACUUCAGUCAUACUGUAGGUGGUCAGUAAGCAGGAUGAAGAACAUAAAAGUCUGGUUUCUUUUUAAUUAAAUAGUAUCAACAGAAAGGUAUUCCUUGCAUACUAAAAAUUACUGUAAAGUAGUGGUUCUCAACCUGGGGGUCAGGACCGUCACUAGGGGUCGCCAGCGCUUCACAGGGUGUUGGGAGGCCUUCUUGUUUUUAAGAAAACUUGAGAAAUAUAAACAGUAGGCCUAUAGCUCAACAUUUUGUUCACUUCUGUGAAAAACAGUAAAUUAAAUUGCCUAAUCAAACAGUGGCCAGGUGGCAGGGACAAUUUGUCCAAAAAGAAGCCUGUUUAUUAUGUAUGAUUGUUAAAAAUGAUAAUAAAAACAAAACAAAAAACACAAUACAGACAGAUAAUUUUAUAAAAAUCCCUGAAGAAAGUUUUACAUAACCUUCCUGCAGUUAACAGUUUGGGUUCAUUGAAUAGUUUUGAAUAUAAUAUGAAAUAUCCAUAAAAUAUGUCACCGAGUCAGGAGUCCUCAGUUUAUUAAAUUCCACAAGUAGAGACAAGAAGAGAACCACUGCUGUACAGUAUAAGGAAAAAGGUCCCAGAACUAAGUUUUCUAACAAUGUUUGAAAAUAAAUCAACAGUCAGAAGUUUAACACUUGGCGCAGUGCAUGUCCAUCCCAUACAGAGAACAUACACCCUUUUUAAAUCUAAAUAACCAUCAUCUACAAAUGGAACAAAUAGCAGUGGAGAUGAACAUGGCGUAAGGGUGGAGUCCAGGUACCUCAGGGCCAGCAGAGAUGUAUGAAAUAAUAAGAGUAGGUGCUCUACCCCCUUACAGUGGAACUAACUCUUUCAUAUUUAUCAGUUUUGAGUUUUGAGUUGCCAAGAUGAAGGAAAAUACAAACCUGACAUCUUCAAAUUGUCUUCCCUGAUACAAAAUUAUACGGACAGACCCUUUCCUGUACCCCACGAUAAGGAGUUUACCAGAGGAGGGAAAGCCUGUUGAAGUGCAAUAGUCCUUUAAACAGUUAAGACUUGUAGCAGCUUAACUGCAUUUGUUAAUUCUCAGCACUUUAUUCCUUAAACAGUGCAGAUGUUUAAUGAAGACUCAGGAACGUGUCAUUGAUGUUCAACGGUUCAUUUUCCUUUGUCUCACAACUCGAAACCAACCAAUCAGAAGGAAGAAACGUUGCGUUUCAUGCGUGACAUGUACAGUAGUAACAUCCAGAACUUUAACUCUGGCCCCUUUAAUGCAGAAUUGUGAAGAUUGUAUAAUGCUGCUUGCUGGUCAAAGCUAUUGUAUUUAUUUGUUGUUGUAGGAUUAUUAAUAUUUGUCUGUGGAUUGUACCUACUAUGAUUUAUCACUUGUCUCGGGUUGAAGAACAGCUCAUUUGGUGGAGAAAGAAGUGAGGGCGUUCUGUGUAAACUUGUCUUCAUAAUUUAUGCUCACGCAACCAUUCUCAAUAUUUAUUCAAUAUUUAUGGGUGUACUUAUUAUUAUCAUUAUUAAUAAUUCCAAACUGGUCACAAACGCACACAUAGCCACAUUGAGUCUUUGCCUGUGCAGUAAUCGGCUAAACGUCCACAGCUAAUGUCACACUUUGAGGUGCCCUUUAGUAUUCAGCCAAAGCAAGUAAACGCUGUAACAGAUGAUCAUUGGUGACAUUUUAACCGGCGUGUAAUUCAGCUGAAGGUUUGACUUAAAGGGCCAGUGUGUAGGAUUCAGUGACAUCUAGCCAUGAAGACUGCAACCUCACAACAUAUCAUAAUACAACAUGUUCAACAUGAAAUACAAAAAUGCACAAUAAAACAGAAGUACAACUACUUAAACACAUUGGCCUCUUACAAAAAAACUACCACAUGCCUCCGUCACCACAUUCUUUAAGGCUACGUUCACACUGCAGGCCAAAGUAAACCAAAUGUUUUGCUCAUAUGUGACUCGGAUCUGAUUUCUUCCAUGACAGUGUGAUAUAGGUCUGAUUCUUUGCAGUGUGACCUCAGGACCUUCAGGAAUCUGAUAUUGGCCAAAUUUUAAAAAUGUGAACAGCCAAACAAAACAAUCUGAACUGAGCGUUCAGGCUUGCAGUGUGAAUGUAGCCUAUGAUGCCCUUAAAUUCAUCAGUGGAUAUAAAUGUGUCUAAUUUGAAUACUGCACAGCCUGU
This is a messenger RNA of Morone saxatilis (striped sea-bass), 8546 nucleotides long. It is a transcript of the gene kcnh2b, whose product is annotated as potassium voltage-gated channel, subfamily H (eag-related), member 2b. The record is from RefSeq and is a predicted model, not a curated record. Gene Ontology annotation, molecular function: inward rectifier potassium channel activity. Gene Ontology annotation, cellular component: membrane. Gene Ontology annotation, biological process: membrane repolarization during action potential; potassium ion transmembrane transport; regulation of ventricular cardiac muscle cell membrane repolarization. The coding region runs from base 421 to 4386 and encodes 1321 amino acids. NCBI's taxonomy places the organism in Eukaryota, Metazoa, Chordata, Actinopteri, Moronidae. The transcript has 23 exons.